CUCACACGAACCAGACAAUACAUUAGUCACGCAUAGCGAGUCCUACAAUAUUAAGCCGUCAUGCCAACACCACCAAUAAUUGAUCCUCUGCCCGAGAAGUUCAACCGAGGUAACUCGAAAAGUGAUUCAACCAGGGAGACAUACGUCGACAAUCCCAAUUUGUCAGACUUCUGCAACUACAGUUUGCGAACAGCCGCCAGGGCGAAGAAGAAGUGUCGUACUGAAAUCAAGCCGAGUCAGUGGAGUAGGCACGGGUUCAAGUAUGCGAAGAACCUCACGAGUAUAGAACAGAGUAUGUCGAGAGAUACGGAUAUAGCAAGGGUUGAUGCUAAGCAUGUGACACCGCAGAUGUUUGCGGAGCGGUUUGAGUCUGGGCGAGGAACACCAUGUGUGGUGGUCAAUACGACAGAGGGCUGGCCGGCAGUAAAGAACUGGACAUGGAAGCAGUUGGCAAAAGAUUACGGUGACGUUAAAUUCAAAGUGGGCACAGAUGACGACGGGUAUCCGGUCAAGAUGCGCAUGAAGUACUUCAUUGAGUACGCGCGCAACCAGAGCGACGAUUCGCCUCUGUACUGUUUUGACAGUUCAUUGGGCGACAAGAAAGAGAAACAGUCCAUGCUGCGCGAUUAUGAGGUGCAUCCAUUUUUCACAGACGAUUUGCUGCAGCAUGCAGGGGAGCGCAGAAGGCCUCCAUACCGAUGGCUCGUGAUGGGUCCCGAGAGAUCGGGGUCUGGUAUACAUAUUGACCCUCUGGGAACGAGUGCAUGGAAUACCUUGGUGAGUGGCCAUAAGAGAUGGAUACUAUUCCCACCGGGAACAUCUGCCGAAAUGGUGAAGUGCCCGAAGGGUGUGGAGUCAGAAGCUAUCAGCUGGUUCAACCAUAUAUAUCCUACGUUUUUCCGGCCCGAUUAUAAGGGACCAAGACCGAUAGAGGUCCUACAGAGACCCGGAGAGACUAUGUUUGUGCCUGGGCUGUGGUGGCACGUAGUUUUGAACUGUGAUGAGACAGUAGCAAUUACGCAGAACUUCGCCUCGAGAACCAACUUCCCGCUGGUCUGGCGGAAGGUGAUGAAAGGCAGGGUCAAGAUGAGUGUCAAAAUGUUAGAUACCCUCCGAAAGGUAGCCCCGGAUUUGGCGGCGAUUGCUAACCAGACAAGGAUGGAUGUAGAGAAUGGUAUGUACGCAGGCGAGUACUCGAGUAGUUCCAGUAGCAGUAGCAGUAGUUCGUCUAGUAGCUCGAGUAGUUCUGAGAGUGACAGCGACAUUGCCAUGGAAACAAGCACCAACAACAGUCCUAAACGUGGCAACGGCAGCGAGGACAAUCGCGAUUUGGCCCGUGCAAAGAUAGAGGGUUCGGGUGGACGCAGAAGUAAAAAGGGAAGUAAGAAACGUAGAAGCUCGAGUUCACGCGACUGCUGUAUGUGUGAGCGGUGUGUGCGAGACUGUGAUGUGUGCAUGGACCGGCACGAGCGCCGAGUGCGAAGACAGCGCGAGAGAGGGGAUGCAUUGGAGGUUCUGGGGUUGGACGCCGAUGGAGUGAGGAUUGUAUGCAAGGAGAGAGGGCUUAGAAGGGACGGCAAGGAUAGUAAGAAGAAGCGUAAGAAGGGCGGAGACAGCUCAGACUAGGUGCAGUGCAUCUCAGGGCUUGUACAUGGAAGGUUGUUGGUAGCGUCCACGUGAUGUUUACUAGGCGGCGGCGGCGGCGGCGCUCGCCCCGGAAUAAAUAGUCAACAAAAUCCAGUAAGACCCAAUGAUGGUUCAAGCAGUUUGUUUGUGGGCUCGAAUUUCGCAACAGAAUAGAUUUGGUUGCUAUACAUGCACAGCAACUCGGCGUGGAUUAUGAGGUGUGAAGUACUUACUGUAUUCUGUAGUCCAAAAAGAAAACAUGAAUAUUUGG
Molecule: messenger RNA, 1897 nt
Organism: Sphaeroforma arctica JP610
Lineage: Eukaryota; Ichthyosporea; Ichthyophonida
Exons: 1
Coding region: 61-1626 (521 amino acids)
Biological process (GO): phagocytosis
Cellular component (GO): nucleus; cytoplasm
Molecular function (GO): histone H4R3 demethylase activity; P-TEFb complex binding
Source: RefSeq, a predicted model, not a curated record